CGCGCGCGGCAUCAGCCACGAGCGUGUGGCGGUGGGAGGGACCUUCGAUAGGCUGCACGCGGGCCACCGCCUCCUGCUCGCAGUGGCUGCGCUCGCGUGCAGCGGCACCUGCUACGUCGGCGUGACGGGCGACAAGCUGCUCGCCAACAAGGCCAACGCCCACCUCCUCUGGCCGUACGAGAGGCGCGUCGCCGCAGCGACAGACUUCCUUCGCGCUGUCCGGCCGGCACUGCACGUCGAGACGUCUGCGUUGCUCGACCCCGCGGCGCCGCCAAAGGCAGCCACGAUGGAGAGCAUCAGCGCGCUGGUCAUCUCGAGAGAGACCGCCGCGGGCGGCGCCAAGGUGCAGCAGAUGCGGCGCGAUUGCGGCAUCGCUUCGCCCCUCGCCCUCGUCCUGGUCGACCUGAUCGGCGCAGAGAGCCAGCAGUCGGACGCGCCCAAGCUCUCCUCGAGCGCUCUCCGGAGCAGGGACGCGGCGGGCGAGUAAGGGCGGCAACGUGAUCACAAGGCGCGGACUUGCCUGCCGGUCUCCGCCAGGCGUCGCCGCUCUGCGUCACACCCCCUCAUCACGAACCGCGCGAGCACUCGGGCGGCACCUCCGCGCUUCGGUGGCGCUAUCUGCGCGGAACGCGGUGACGAAGGGACGUCGCACGGACAGCGUGCCGCACAAGUCGCGUAAUUAAAACAUGCGGCCUCGCGCUCCUUGU
Molecule: messenger RNA, 707 nt
Organism: Emiliania huxleyi CCMP1516
Lineage: Eukaryota; Haptophyta; Isochrysidales; Noelaerhabdaceae
Exons: 2
Coding region: 287-487 (66 amino acids)
Source: RefSeq, a predicted model, not a curated record